AUGGAAACUGAAAUUGCUAUAUCGGGGCCGAUUCCACCUAAGAACCCGUAUAUGUUUGAGCCGGAUCGGGAGAUGAUCUUGCCGGUAACCCCCUCCUUCAUGCCCAACAACUUGUCCGUUAAUUAUUUUGAGCCCAAGUUUACUACUUACGCUUGUUAUUGCAGUAAGAAUAUUGUAAGUUUCGUGUCAAAGUACUGCUCAUUCUUAAAUCUACCAAAACUUGAACUUGUCCUAGGUACAAGUUAUCUCAUGGGACAUGCAUAUGGAGAACGUUACCAUGGAUUCUUUGCCAUUGAAAGAAAGCGGGAAAGAAAAGCCACUUACUGUAAUGCAAUGUAAAAUAUGCACACCCGCUAAUAGACUGUUCCCUGUGUUGGUAGUGGCUACGGUUACCAAUGUGAUGGUGCGUAAACCGUCGUUUUUUACGUUUUUUUAGAUUUUCGAAAUAAGAAAUCUUAAGAUUCUGGCGAGCACACCAUUGGUUAAUGUAAGUUGUUUUAUCGGAAGAAUGGAUUUGAUGUUUUUUCAUAUUGUUUAGGUUGAUGAAGGCUCAAACCCAUCUGUUAAUGUCCCCUAUAAGUUUGCACGAGGAAUAACUUGUGUGGAUAACAUGAUUAUUAUAGGUAGGCCAUAAUUAAACACAACGAUGUCAUCCUGAAAUUUCAGGGAGUUUUACUGGGGAUCUUCUAGUGUUUUCGUGUAAUGGAGAGUCCAGUUUUAACGUGAAGACCUGCACAAUUGAACACAGAGCCCCAAUCGCUGACUUAGCCACUUGUGUUUAUGACUUGAUUACAGUUUCCGCAGAUUCUUUGGGGAAUCUGGUUGUUUGGGCGAAGAAUAUGAAGACAAUCAUCAAGCGAAUUAGUACAGAGUAAGGAUUUGGGCGUCUCAUUUCAUGUCUGAUACCUUACAUAUUCUAGGCAACAGAUAACGGCGGUAAACAUCCUGAGAAAACAAAUCUUUUGUGGAAAUUUUCAUGGCCAAGUUCUUGUUUAUUCGAUCCAAACAGGUGUCCAAUUGGCUGAACUCAACAUCCACAGUCGUCAGAUCACAUCGAUCGCUGUUGCACCAGAGUCUGCUUAUGUAAUUUUUGAAUCCCGACUAAUCUUUAAUACAUUACUUUCAGAUACUCACAGCAAGCGAAGAUUGUUACGUCCGCGUGUGGAAGUUGCAUUCAAGGAAGCCUGACAAUUAUCGAAUUGAGUACCGAUAUCAAGACAAGACAGACAACAUGGCGAUAGUUGGUGCCCAGUUCUUAAACGGAAGAGGGAAUGGAUAUGUUUUGGCCCUUUUCGAACAUACUAAAUUACCUAUUUUUGUGAUAAGAAGAACACCCAUUGAACAGAAUAAUUAG
Messenger RNA from Bursaphelenchus xylophilus (pine wood nematode), 1354 nucleotides. The record is from the annotation of a GenBank genome assembly. NCBI's taxonomy places the organism in Eukaryota, Metazoa, Nematoda, Chromadorea, Rhabditida, Aphelenchoididae.